Molecule: messenger RNA, 2705 nt
Organism: Ictalurus furcatus (blue catfish)
Lineage: Eukaryota; Metazoa; Chordata; Actinopteri; Siluriformes; Ictaluridae
Gene: pigb
Product: phosphatidylinositol glycan anchor biosynthesis, class B
Exons: 12
Coding region: 260-1852 (530 amino acids)
Biological process (GO): GPI anchor biosynthetic process
Cellular component (GO): endoplasmic reticulum membrane
Molecular function (GO): alpha-1,2-mannosyltransferase activity
Source: RefSeq, a predicted model, not a curated record
UACGCUUUGAUUGGUUUAGAGUUCAGACUUUGUACUGAUUGGCGGAAUGCCCGCGUGAGUCUUGAGUACUAGCCAAUCGUAUGUAGGGGAUGUGACAGUCUUAGCCAAUCCCAGCAAGGAGGCGGGGUUUGGCGGAAAUCGGUUGUGAUUCCGAAAAUAAUACCGCGAUUGUUCAUAAGCGGUUGUAAGUGAGCUGUGUUAUGGAGCUGGAUGUACACUUCAUGUACGGGUGAUAUGAAGAUGAAUUUUAAACGCCGCUAUGGAAAGAAUGCGUGCUCGUCGUUUUCUACCCUUUGGUUCUCCGAGUUCAGCGGAAACCGUCAAACUCAGGACGCGGAAAUCAAAACUUUACCGGAAGGAAAAUAACGCGAUUUCGCGCGUGCACGGUUUUCUCGGGGUCGGCAUCGUGCUUUUCUCUGUGCUUUUUCGUCUGGUUAACUGCCUCCUGGUUCAGACCAGCUUCGUCCCGGAUGAGUACUGGCAGUCGCUCGAAGUCUCCCACCGGAUGGUCUUCAGCUAUGGCUACGAGACGUGGGAGUGGAAGGAAGGGAUUCGAGGUUACUCGUACCCUCUGCUCUUUUCUGUAGUGUAUAAAACUCUCCACCUGCUGCAUUAUGAUACGGUUCAGCUCCUGGUCCUGUUACCGCGAGUUCUUCAGGCGCUUCUCGCAGCGCUCGCUGAUGUAAAGCUUUACGAAAUCACUCGCAGGUGGGAGAACCCAGAAGUGGCCAAAUGGACCUAUUUUUGUCAGCUGUGCUCGUGGUUCACCUGGUAUUGCUCCACCCGCACCCUCACUAACAGCAUGGAGACGACGCUGACCGUCCUGGCGCUCAGCUAUUACCCACUGCACGGCUCCAGAGCGCACCACAGCUGGAAGUACCUCUCGCUCGUCUCGUUGGCCGUCGUCGUUCGCCCGACGGCUCUGAUCGUGUGGCUGCCGCUGCUGCUUCAUCACCUGUGGCGCGAGGAGAACAAGCUGAAGCUCGUCACUCAGCAGGGACUUCCUGUCGCGGCCGUCGCGCUGACCCUCUCUACACUUAUAGACUGCACGUUUUAUGGAAAGUGGACUUUUGUCCAGUGGAACUUCCUGAAGUUUAACGUGCUGCACAACGUGGCUGAGUUUUACGGUACACACCCCUGGCACUGGUACUUCACUCAGGGCUUCGUGGUGGUGAUCGGCCCGCACCUGCCCUUCUUCCUGCACGGCUGCACCCUCGUCGCCAGGAGACACAGAGUCCUGCUGAUCAGCAUCACGUGGACCCUGAUCGCGUACAGUUUUCUAGCACACAAGGAGUUCCGCUUCAUCUACCCCGUGUUACCCUUCUGCAUGAUCUUCUGUGGUAUUUCCCUGGUGAAGCUGCGCUCCUGGAGGACACCUGCUGCAGGAGCUCUGCUGCUCUUAAACCUGCUCCCGGCUUUAUACACGGGUUUAGUUCACCAGCGUGGAGUCCUGGACGUUAUGGGUCACCUGCAGCACCUGUGUGACCUCAGAGACUCUCACAGCUCACCUGAGCCACAUGUGCUGUUCCUCAUGCCCUGCCACUCCACUCCGUUCUACAGCCACCUUCACUGUCCAAUCAGACUCCGCUUCCUGGAAUGUCCCCCGGAUCUCCGCAGAGAUCCGGAUUACGUCGACGAAGCGUCCUUGUUCUACGCAGAUCCACUCGGCUGGCUCGGGACGUCGUACCCCAACCGAUCCGCGCUUCCGUCACACGUGGUCUUCUUCCAGCCGCUCGAGAAGGAAAUUUCCACUUUUCUGGAUGGAAACCGGUUCAUGAAGAAAGCUGAAAUAUUCCACACGCAUUUUCCUGAAGGACGGGUAGGAUCAAGGAUUUGUAUCUACGAGCGAUAACUCAAAUCCGACCCGUGGAGCUUAGAGAAUUGAUGCACUGUUGUUUUUUUUUAUUUUUAUGUGAAGUUAAAAAAAAAAAUCGAACUUGACGGACGUGUGUGACGUAAAAUUUCUAAUUAAACCCGUUUUGUAAAACGUGUCACGGAAGUUCUUUUUUUAAAUCUCUCUCACACACACACACACACACAAAUCUUUUUUUUUAAAAAUAAAUAAAUAAAUACCCAUUUUAUUUCUUUAUUUCAGCUUCUAGAAGGAAGACAGUUAACUUCAAGCAAAAUAACAUUUUUAUUGUGUAUUUUUUUUUUUUCUCCAUGAGCCGCAAAACAGCAAUUACUUUUUGGACAAUUGAAAAAAAACAAAAAAACAAGCAAACAAGUUUCAACAGGAAUGUAACCUAUCCAGCAUGACAUAACAAAAAGGAGAACUACACAACACACCCAGGAUGGAAACGAAGGUCUUGCUCCGUGUUUACACAAUCAAGUGUUCACGUUUAGCAGCAAAAAAAAAAAAACAGCGAGAAAAGUGAUCCACAGUUCAAUGUACUUCAGCUGAAAGCUCAGUAGAUCAGGCUUAAAUCACUUGGUCCUACGCAGGAUUAAUGACACUUCACGCAAUUAAAUUAGUCUAUUUAAUACAAAUAAACUGUUCUUUCUUACCAACACACAGUGCUUCGUUUAAAUUAAGUGCAUUCUCAAACGUUUUGUUUCAUACGUCAUUAUGUAUAUAGUUCUCUUGCAACUGGAGCUAAAUAACUGGUAGCUGAUUAGCGUCUGCGCUUGCCUAUUGACUCCACUGAAACCUAGCUGCAGAUUAGCGCUCACACACACACACACACACACACACACACACACAC